GUCCACAAUCUUUUUGCUACCGCACUUGUUAGGCGUGCAGUCCAACUCACCCUCGACCUCGAUAGACAGGUGGCUUGUCCUUGUGUAAAACUAUCUAGAUUUCUUCUGGAGAUGGCGGACAGUCUCGAAGAAACUUUGGCCAAGAUUCGCCCCCAUACUUCUUCUAAUCUACCACACCAGAAGGCACCUGCUACCCUCUUGAUCGCGCUCGAAUCGACCUUUGCCGAACAAAACACCCAGAGGACACCGACUGCUUAUUUUGCUGCACUUUUGACGACUCUCGAUAGCACCCUACAAGCUGCCCGUUCGUCUACACCUGACUUUGGCGAUGGAGAUGUCUUGCCCGCCGAGUUAUAUAUCCUUGCUUUGGUGAUCCCCCAUGUACCCCAUCCUGUUAUUCGUUCACAUCUCUCAACAAUUCUGUCUCUCACUGCACCACUAUUUCCUGCAUUGGUACCGCACGCCCCUCCCUUGCGAUCGCAACUCUCGCUUUAUGAAGCAGUUUUACGUGCUUUGGACCGAUCACAAUUAGAAACUCACGGUCUUCGACAAGCAUUUGAAUCUAUAUUGCACCUAUGCCUCGAUCCACGUCCAAAGGUGCGUAAGAGGGCGGCCGAACUAGUAAAGGAUGUUUUGGCCCACCCUCCGCCGUCAUUGCGGCACCCGUAUGCCGACAGAGUAGCAGAAUGGGUCCAGGCUGCACUUGCUGAAGUCACCUCUGGAGGCCUUCCCAAAUUCAAGGGCAAGAAAGCUGAAAGUGAAGGAUCCGAGACCGCAAUUCAUCUGCUUGCUUUUCUGCGACCUGUGUUGCCUUGCCUCCCUUCUUCAUCAUUACCGGCGAUCACUUCUUCAUUGCUUACACUUCCCCGUUUGGGAAACCCUUAUGUUUCCCAGUCUGCCUACUCUAUCUUAGCAGACUUACUGCUGAUUCCCGUGGAAGAUCCAGUACACAAUAUUCAGGAUCGUCUACCAGAGAUCCUCGACGCAAUCUUGGCCUCACCACCCCUAAGGACUGAUUCUAGCGUUACUUCGGCUUGGGCAGGCGUCCUUGGACAUGGCAUGAUUGCUUACCAUGAAGCAGAUGCAGAGGCGGCUUCGAAGAAACUUUGGGAAGUUUGGCAUGCGGUGUGGCCUUUCAUGGAAUCCACGGAUGCCUCAGUUCGCAAAGCUGUAGCUCAAUCCCUGGACUCGCUCACGCAGUGCUUUACCCCUUCGAUCACGGCGAGUGCUAUCAAGGAGAAACAAUCGAACGAAGGCAAAUCAACUUUGAGAAAGGUCAUCGCUCAGACUACCAAAGCCUUGGAUUCACUGGCAUUUGCCAGAUCCACGCCAGAAAUUCUGUUGGUUGUUUCCUCGUUGCUUUCACAUCUGCGAUUCCGUCAAGAUGGGCAGGGGUCACCUACUGCAGCGGAGGAAUUGCUUCUGCUGUCAGUGAAGAAAAUUGCAGACCUGCGACUGCAGAAAGGAUUCGAGUACAAAGAAUCUGCAGAUGCUACUCUCAGUGUCGCCAUGGGUGUACUAGGACCUGAGGUUCUCCUGCGAGAACUGCCGUUGAAUUUGGAUGUCGCAGAUCGUCAAGCAGGUCGCGAACCCCGCGCUUUCUUGCUGCCCAUGCUUUCUCAGCCUCAUCCUUCACCACUGUCGCACUUCGUCUCCUACUUUGUACCAUUCACCGAACGCAUGUUUGAUCUCCAAGCGAAAGCCGAAGCUGAAGGUCGUCCAUCGGAGGCGAAGGUCUGGAGUGUCUUGGUCGAUCAAGUUUGGUCAGGCCUACACGGGUACUGCUAUGGCACUCCCGAUUUGAAAGAGGCUUUGACACCACAAUUCUCUCAGCUUCUUUCCCAGUUGCUAUAUAGUCAACCGAAUUUGCGGCCUGCGGUUCUCAAGGCCCUCCGCCUCAUGGUGGAAUCCAAUGUCGCUAUCGCGUCGGGUGAUGGUGAACGCUUGGCUAAGCUGCCAGAGGGUGCUCGUGCGGAUCCAAUAAGCCAGGAAGCUGCCUCUGCGAACGUAGCGUUCUUACGUACUCAAUGCGAAAGCUGGUUGGCUGUACUCUUCAACGUCUUUACCAGUGUUGGUCGAGAUGGUCAGGGAAUGGUUGGAGAUGUCAUCCGCGCUUGGGCAUCCAUAGCAGAUGAGAAGGAAAUCAACAAGGCUUACCACAAGCUGGUAAAUCUCCUCAAUCAGAACGUCGUCAAAGCUCAGGCGACUUCUGCAACCAAGGAAUCUGAGAGUGUUACUGGAAUGACCCUCGAUCUGCUCAUCCUGAUGUCGCCCUACUUUUCGUCUUCCGACGCAACUAACUUGUUCAACCUUUGUUUGGCAAGUGACAUACUGGAGAGCAGAGACAACGCUGUUCAAAAACGGGGAUAUAAGGUCCUCUCAAAGGUGGUCGAGAGUGGGAAAGUCAAUGUGGAUGCGGAGGAUAUCCUUCAGCGAUUAGACAAAGUCACGGAUGGAUUGACUGCUGCUGCUAAAAAGGAUCGUUUCUUGCUUCUUACUCUUCUCGUCGCUCGUAUCCCUCCAACCAGUUUGCACCUUGUCCCUUCGAUCAUCCCGGAGGCGGUCUUGGGCACCAAGGAGCCAUCCGAGAAGGCUCGCAAUGCUGCUUUUGACUUGAUCGUAACCAUGGGCAAGAAGAUGGCCGAGGGAGGUGUGGUUAAGAGGAAUCUAGUCGAUGGCAUGGACGAGGAUUCUGCUGGUGAAGCCAAAGCUAGCAUCGAAGAGUACAUGACCAUGAUCGCUGGUGGUCUGGCUGGUGCGACUCCCCAUAUGAUCAGCGCUACCAUCACUGCCAUUUCAAGGCUUGUUUUCGAAUUCAAAGACGAUAUCUCUCCGCAGAUGCACGUUGAAAUAUUCACAACGCUCCUAGUCUUCCUCACUUCCGCCAACCGGGAAAUCGUGAAGUCAACGCUUGGCUACGUCAAGCUUGCCAUACACACCAUGCCCGUUGAACUUCUUCGUCCUCAUCUCAAGGAAAUUGUGCCAGCUUUGUUGAAAUGGUCACACGAUCAUAAAAACCACUUCAAGGCUAAAGUUCGUCAUAUCUUCGAGCGCCUGCUCCGACGGUUCGGUUGGGAGGAUGUAUACUCUUGUGCCACCGAAGACAGUGCUCGAAAGGUAUUGCUGAAUAUCAAGAAGCGUAAGGAUAGAGCGAAGAGAAAGAGAGCUCGUGCCGCUGAGAACGACGAAGAGGAUGAGGAACCUACCGCCAAGCCAGCCGCAGGCGAUGCCUUUGAGGAUGUGUUGUAUGGCAGUGAAAGCGAACUUGAUGACUCGGAUGAUGAGAUGCCUUCUGGUCGUCAAGAUCGUGCUGGGAAGCGCAAAGAUAAUGGUGGAGCUCGACUUCGAGUAGACGAUGAUGAACCCAUGGAUCUUCUUGCAGGCGCCGCUUCACGCAUCACGAGUGCCAAUGGAAAGAAGCGCAGGAAGCCAGGUGAAGAUGCCGCACGCUUCAAGACUGACGAGGACACAGGAAAAAUGGUCAUUGGUGACGAGCAAGAUGAAGAUGAGAAUAUGGAGGAAGAUGUUGCUGGUCGAGCCUACCGUGAAAGUCUCACCUCGGCGGAUGGUUUCACUAGAGGACCAAAUGGACGCGUCAAGUUUAACAAGGAUACGAAGAAGCGGAGACGUGAAAAUGAGGACGGCGAGGACGUUGAGAUGGCAGACGCAGAAGCUUCAAGUGGUCGAAAGAGCAAGCGGAAGUCUGACCCUAAGCUUGGACAUGAGUUUAAGGCCAAGGUAUGUCGUCGUGGAUCCGUGAUAACAAGCAUCGCUAAAGCCUCCGGGCGCAUUUAUAGAAGGCUGGUGGUGAUGUUAAAAAGGGAGGCGUUGAUCCAUACGCGUAUCUCCCACUUUCACAAGCAGCGAAGAAGAAAGGUCGGAAAGAGAGGCUUGGUGUUGCGGGAAAAAGAUGAGUUCUUUGGAACACAUCAUGUCUUUUUUUGUAUCUUUAGCACUAUCUUCAGCUGCUUUUAUCCUUUUCUGAGGGGACUGUAGUGAAUAAAGUCACUCUUUCGCGUCGCAGUCUCGUCACAUCUUAAGAUUGGUGGCGUCUUCGUAACCAUCGCGUUUGCAGUUUACUUUCAUAUCCUUAGUCUGCAUCAUUCG
Somion occarium is the source of this 4107-nucleotide messenger RNA. Lineage: Eukaryota; Fungi; Basidiomycota; Agaricomycetes; Polyporales; Cerrenaceae. The record is from the annotation of a GenBank genome assembly.